Molecule: messenger RNA, 3323 nt
Organism: Eublepharis macularius
Lineage: Eukaryota; Metazoa; Chordata; Lepidosauria; Squamata; Eublepharidae
Gene: ENPP6
Product: ectonucleotide pyrophosphatase/phosphodiesterase 6
Exons: 8
Coding region: 20-1339 (439 amino acids)
Source: RefSeq, a predicted model, not a curated record
CUCUUCUGCAGCCACCACCAUGGCAAAGGACAUGGCUCUCUCCCUCCUACUCGUCUUGACCCUGGCAAGCGCAUCCCUUGCGCAUCGGAAGCUCCUGCUAUUCCUGAUUGAUGGCCUUCGCCAUGAUUAUAUCAAUGACCAAGCUCUAGAGUCCUUGCCUGGAUUUAAAGAGAUUGUUAACAGUGGCGUGAAAGUGGAUUACCUGACCCCAGAUUUCCCCAGCCUUUCCUACCCAAACUAUUACACCUUGAUGACUGGUCGCCAUUGUGAGACCCAUCAAAUGACUGGCAACUAUAUGUGGGAUCCGACUACCAAUACGUCUUUUGAUAUUGGCGUGAAUCAAGAGAGCCUGUUGCCUCUUUGGUGGAAUGGAUCAGAGCCACUGUGGGUUACUAUGAUGAAAGCAAAAAGGAAAGUUUUCAUGUACUAUUGGCCUGGAUGUGAAGUUGAAAUCCUUGGUAUCAGACCUACCUACUGCCUUCCAUACUACAGUGUUCCAACAGAUGCGAAUUUCUCCAGUGCUGUGAUUAAUGCUAUUGACUCUUUGAGAAGAGGCACAGCAGAUAUGGCAGCCGUGUAUUAUGAAAGGAUCGAUGUGGAAGGCCACCAUCACGGGCCUUUGUCUGUUCAGAGGAAGAAUGCCUUAAAAGCAGUGGACGACGUUCUGCUCAACAUGACAAAGUUAAUCAAGAACAAGGGCCUGCAGAAUGACCUGAAUGUCAUCCUUUUCUCGGAUCAUGGGAUGACUGACAUUUACUGGAUGGAUAAAGUAAUCGAGCUGAGAAACUGCAUCAACAUGAGUGAUGUUAUACAAGUAAAGGACCGAGGCCCUGUUGUAAGCCUGUGGCCAGCCAAAGGGAAGGAGGUUCAGGUGUAUAACAAGCUGAAACAUGUGCCACACAUGGCAGUUUACAGGAAAGAAGAUAUUCCUCACAGGUUCUACUAUAGAAAGGGGAAAUUCGUCUCACCUUUGACUCUUGUGGCUGAGGAAGGGUGGUUCAUAGUAGAGAGCAGAGAAAGUCUUCCAUUUUGGGAGAACGGCACUGGGAGAAGAGAGGCCUGGCAGAAUGGAUGGCAUGGCUAUGACAACGAGCUCAUGGACAUGAGAGGGUUUUUCCUUGCAUAUGGCCCAGAUUUCAAGUCUAAUUUCAGAGCAGCUCCAAUCAGAUCGGUGGAUGUUUAUAAUGUUAUGUGCAAAGUGGCAGGAAUACAGCCACUGCCGAACAAUGGAUCCUGGUCCAGAGUGGAGUGUAUGUUAAAAAAUAAUGCUAGUUUGGCACGGUCCUUCCAGUGGAGCAGCUCUGUGCUGGCACUCAUUCUGUUUACGUUGUUUGUAUAACACAUCUGAUUACUCUGGUCCCAGUACAAUGUCAGCCAGUGUAUCCAGUUUUUCCCCCCAUUUCAUAAUCUGAAUAGCAACAUUAACAGAAUGCUGCCUAGAGAAAACUAUACGUAUUCAUCUCUUUUAAAAAAAAAACAAAAAACAAGCGUGGCUCCAGAUUUUGUCUGGUGUAAGAAGAAAACUUCAGUGUGCUCCUCCUUUCGGGAAGAACCGUGUGCAUUAUGCAAGAUGGAAAAAAUGGAGAAUCGCCUUCAAUUUUACUUGUUUCCUGGUGUGCCAGCAAACUCCAAGGGACCCAGCCAAAGUUCAAAAGCCAUCAUCACAAUGCAAUAAAACCCGUAUCAGAACUAGGGAAUCUCUUCCCUUCUCCUCCUCUUCCUCCAGCAGCCUUUCUGGCCUUGCAUGCAUUGCUAUGGAAAUAAUUUUGGGAGAUUAUGCAAUCACUCCCCCUUUCUCGUUUCCCUCCACAUCACUAUUCAUUUUUUUAUACGUUCAUGGCAAUUCCUUUCAAAGCUGAAGAAUUUGACACUUCAUCUGUAGAGGUUUACACAGGAGAAAGUCCCACUGAUUUUGUUUUAGGAUCUAGGUUCCACUUUGCACACAUAUCCUGGCAUGCUAGCUGCCUCCAUAUCGGUUUCACAAACCAUGUACGUCCAUCUCCUGUUCUCUCAUGUUAAAUACUUUAAGCUGUAAGAUUGUAUUUAGUUUCAUUUUUGAAAACUUUUCCAAUGAAAAAUACAAUAUAUUCCCUAUUAUUUAGAUCCCAUUCAGCCAAGUUUAAAAAGCUGUUUUCAAUUUAAUUGAGUGCCUGAGCAACCAUAUAUAAUGAGCUCUUCUUUAUAUAAAUAAGGUUGCACUGUCUAUAGAAAACAGAUACCAGGCCCUUCCAUCACUCAGCCCAUCUACUGCCUUAAGGAGUUUGAAAUAGCUUUUUGGAUGGUGAAUUUUUUUAGAAACUUCAGAAAGUGAAUAUUCACAAAGAUCAUACUUCUGGCUGCUUUUAUAGAUGUUUUGACUACCAGGGAUAUCUCACACAUAAACAUAAAUAUUAAACCUGACAGGAGAGUUCUGUAAUAACUAGUAAACAUUUAUGCAUUUUUUAAAAAUUCAAGAGAACCAUUGAAUCAAUUAGAAGGAAAAACACAUGAAAUAAAUGUAGUGUUUUGUUAUCAGGCUAUUGAAUGGAAUUUAGUUUUUUCUAAGCCCUUGGAGUAAUUGGGAAACAAGCAUCAACUAUUUAGAGGCAUUAAAAGACCAGGCUGUAUAGCCCCAGCCCUUUCGUUACACUUUCAUUUAAAAAAUAUCGUAACUCAAAACACAAUUAAAUUACUGAAUUAAAAGAUUCACUUUUAAACCAACACACAAACAAGAGGAAAAACCCAGGAUGUGCAAAUAGUAUAGGAAUAUUCUUCUAAAAGAAAAGUUUCAGUAUAUGUUUUCCUCUGUCUUACAUUGCUCUUGGAUCCCAAAACUCAUUAAGUAUUUUGGUUCUUUUUAAAUAUUAUGCAAAUAAAGAAUUUAAAAAAACCUCUAUUCAUAGUAACUGAGUUAUCCCAGUUAGCACCAAUGCAAGAGUUUUGAACUGAGCCAUUAUUGUAUGCAUACAGAGAAGUGCUUUUUAUUGAGUGAGUCUGGGCUUAUUGCACAGUUAUUGUGGGACAGUUGUAAGGAUUUAUCCAAUUUAAUAAGGGCUUUGUGAAAAUAUAUGCACAAAUAUAUACCUCACUAGUGCACCCCACCCCAACUUUAGGCAUUCAUGAGGAAACAGAGAAGUGGUUAUUCUUGAGACUGACCAUCUUCUGGAGAACUGAAAUUUAUUUAUGUACUAUUUCAAUGUUUUUGUAUUGAUUUGUAUUCUUUUUACGGAUAAAUCAUGUAUUGUGUAAUUUGUGUUAUCACAUCUUUUCCUGUAUAGGCUGCAAAUGGAUGUGUUUUAAAAUGAUGAAUAGGAUGGGUGGGGGAGGGUCUUUAAGUUUGCGGC